Molecule: messenger RNA, 1149 nt
Organism: Necator americanus (New World hookworm)
Lineage: Eukaryota; Metazoa; Nematoda; Chromadorea; Rhabditida; Ancylostomatidae
Exons: 11
Coding region: 1-1149 (382 amino acids)
Biological process (GO): DNA-templated transcription; nucleotide-excision repair; regulation of transcription by RNA polymerase II
Cellular component (GO): transcription factor TFIIH holo complex; transcription factor TFIIH core complex
Molecular function (GO): zinc ion binding
Source: RefSeq, a predicted model, not a curated record
AUGGAGCCGAUGACUACAGAGGACGAUGACCAGAAGGGGUAUACGUGGGAGGCUGGAUACGCUGACGGCUUGAACAUCCGCGAAGUUUUGGAAGAAGAUGAAGGCGGCUCGAUUGAGAAGUCUAUCGCCAAGCUCGUCGCUGAUGCGCGGAAAAAACAACGGACACUUGAAAAGCCUACGAAAAUAAGGCUGGGCAUUAUGCGGUAUGUCUAUGUUUGUAUUGACUGUUCUCGAUCUAUGACUAGUAAGGUGAUGCCACCUUCUCGAUUCUUCGUGACUGCGAAGAUAGUGAGCAAUUUCCUGGAUAGAUUUUUCGAACAAAAUCCUAUUGCACAGGUCGGACUUAUUUUGGUUAAGGACAAGAAAGCCGAACGUUUUGUCAGCCAUACAGGCAAUAUUCGCGCCUUAAAAGAUAGCAUUAAUUCGAUCAAUGAAGCCAUCUGUAGCGGGGAUUUCUCGCUACAGAAUGCUCUGCAGCUUGCAUUAACAAAUUUGAAAAGCUUACCUGGUCACGUCUCUCGAGAGAUUAUUGUGAUAAUGGCAAGUUUAUCCACAGUAGACCCCGGGAAUAUAUUCUCCACUUUUGAGAUCUUAAGAGGGCACAAUAUCAGAUGUUCGGUGAUUGGCCUUAGCGCAGAGCUUUUCGUAUGCAAGCAGUUGGCAAAAAUUACAAAUGGACGGUAUGACAUAGUGCUUGAUACAGAUCAUAUGGAGAUGUUGCUAUACCAGCACACUGCUCCUCCUCCGUCUACGAAGGCUGCAGAGUGCAAUGCUAUUCGCGUUGCUUUUCCUCCUCAUGUCAGCAUUAAAGAACGUUCAUUCUGUGUAUGCCAUCCGAUGUCUUCCCCGCUGUCGACAACUCGUGGUUUUCUAUGUGAACAAUGUGGGGCACGCCAUUGCUCGUUGCCAGCGGAAUGUCGCGUCUGUCGACUUACUCUUGUUGCAGCACCUCAGCUUGCUCGUGCGUUUCGUCAUUUGCUUCCUCUGCCUGCAUUCGUUCCUACUCCUGUCUCAGAAGGAGAAUGUAUGGCAUGUGAACGUCCCUUGACUGAGGAAGGUUUUGCAUGCAAGUCUUGCGCAGGACUUUUUUGCUUUGACUGUGAUAUACUUCUUCACGAAAGCCUUCACGUUUGUCCUAACUGUUUAUGA